CUUUAAUAUUUGGAGUUCUUAAUAUUUGUAUUAAGACGUUUCAUAUUAUUCAUUUUCAAAAAAAAAUUUCUAAAAAAAAAAAAAUUCUGAAAAACAAAAUGCUCACUCAAGAAAGGACGAAAAGCCUUUGACAACUCAUUUCUUCGAUAAAAUACCAAUGAAUCGAUACCUGACCUCAUAAGUGUGAGAAUGUAGAUAAUUGUAUUAUCAAGAACCUCUUCGGUAGACAUAAAUCAUUCAAUUCAGAGCAACUUCAGACUUCGCAUAAAUUUUUGAAAAUGUUCAAAGCAAAUUGUCAGUAUGCCUCCAGCGCACCGUGAAAUUCAACGAUGAAAGGCUAUGAAAUUGACAAUAAGCAACAGUAUCAUAGCAGCAACAAAUGAGAGUGGCGGUCGAGUAACGGAUGUUGCAAAAGACUUCAAAGCGAGUGAGCUGAUAAAAGGCUAAAUAAAAUUAUGCAAAAAAUAGAUUGAAUGUAAUAUUAUUUUGGAAAAAUUUAAUAAUUUAAAACACAAAUUAAUGUUGUAUUUAAAUUAAGUGUUGCCUGGAGUGAAUCUUCGACAAUGAGAGAGAGAGAAUAAAGUAAAAGGAAGACAUAUUUUGAAGCAGCGAUUUUUAAGUGAAAAUUUGUAUAUAAAUUUUACGUAAAGCAAACAAAAGGAGUCUUUAAAAAAAUAAAUUUUUUAAAACUAUAAAAUAAGUGCAAUACAAAAAUUGUUUUGGCAAAAAAAAAAAACAAACCGAUACAAAAAUUUAAAAAUAAAAAAAUAAUCUAUAACAUUAAAUGAGUAAAAAUUCGAACAACGAAUCGAUAUAUAGUGAUUAUUUAAACUUUCCUAAACUAUAAAAAUUGCUAUAGACUGAAACAAUAAGUUAAGUCAGAAAAACGGUUCUAUCCACAAAACAAAUAUACCGCACCCAAAAAAAUAACCAAAACACAAAAAUAAAAAUGUUUGCUCAACUGUCUCAAAGCGCCGGUGGAACCACAACCUGCAUAUUGUUCCACCUACUACUGACGCUAUUUCCUCAAGCGUUGCAUUGUCGACCCGGCAGCGGCUAUACCACAGACGGCACCGAACUGAUUGUUGUGAAAGAAAUUGUGCGCUGCACGCGUCAGGGACUCCACGAGUUAUGUCAGAACAGCACAGCAACAACAAAUGACAACGAACAACGUCCAACUAAUGUGGCUAAUGAGUCAGUGAUGGACGCGUUGGAUGAUUUAAUACUGCUAGAGGAGAAACCAAAACAAUCAGAUUAUCAACAACAGCAGCGCAAAUCUAAUCAUCCCUACGAUACAUAUCAACAACAAAGCGAACUGCUAUCCUCAGCUGCUGCGCGUGAAGAUUCAAUAGUCUCCGCUGCCGCAGCUGCACCCGCCAUAGGUGAUCCGUCCGAUUCCACAGCGUUGGGUAGUUCCUACCAACAGGAGCCGUUUAGUUCGGACAGUGAUAGCGAUGCGGCGGGUGAUGUGGGACACGCGCCUGAUAUCAAAACUACCGAUGUAGAUGCCGUUAAUGCGGCAGCAGCUGAUGAAAUUAUUGCCGACGGCGUGCUCUUUCACGGUGUGCUGCUGCGUCUGGCAGAUGGGCCGCACACCGUGCCACAACCAGUGCCGCCGAUUGAUAUGAGUGAUUUCGUUUCGUUAAUACCGACCGAAGAGGUCAAAUCGAUUGCCACCAAUUAUUAUAAUAACGAUGCGGAAGUGCGUCGCGCCUACGCCUAUCUGAGCGGACCCGACUUUAUUGCGCUGCGUCAGCAUAUUGUUGCGUCACCGGAAGUGGGUGCCUUUUUGCAAUAUCUAAAUGUGAGCGGCUUUGAUGUGUUGAAAUUUAUCUCGGCCGUUACGAAUUUAACUAAGGUGGAGGUGAAUGCGCGCAGCGUGGAGGACUCGGCUGCGCUCGAUUUUCGAAGCAGUGAGUUGGAACAGCAGCGCCAACUGACGGCUAAGCAAAACAAUGCAGCGGUGCUAGUGGUGAAUGAAAUCUCUCGAAUGGAACAACAUGCAUCAGCAUCCACAACAUUUCCCGCAAUCAUCUUUGAAGAGGUAAUAUCAAUCACUUCAACGAAAGCACCUGCCGCAUUUUCAAAUUUCGAUGAGCCCAUAACCCAGAAAGCUGAACAGCUCAACGGUUUGCAUGGUCUGGUCGAUAAUAUUUUGGAAAUCCUGCCACAGGAUCAAAUACUAGCAACCUUCUUUGAUAAGCUCGAAUCGGAUGAUAAUUUUAGAAAGUUUGUGAAUAAUAUACAACGACCGGCCUUCGCGCAGAUACUCAGCAGAUUGGAGCAAUCGAUGUCAUUGAGAAAUUUGAUUUUCACUCUACACAACAACGGUAUCUACAUAACGCGUAUUGUGGACUCGCUUAAGGCGUAUUUCUUUCUCGGAGGCUUCUCUUAGUACAACCCGCCCAGUAGUCCGAAAGUAAGCAUUAAAGAACACACAUAUACUAAUGCUGGGUGGAGAGAACGCUUAGGUGCUAAAUUAGGAGAAGGAGAGAGAGGAGACUGGUCGGGAUAACGGAGUUGGACACGAAGUGGAAUUAAAUGCUUUUGACAAAACAUGGUGGAAACAAUGAAAGGGAUUGCAGUAGAAUGCAUAAAAGCAAAAGAACAAAAUUACACAUAAAGAACUGGAGAGAAUGCUGUAUAAUAUGAUAUAAUAAAAUCUUUUGUUGUUUACUAAUACUCUCCUAUACAACCUCAUUA
This is a messenger RNA of Bactrocera oleae (olive fruit fly), 2703 nucleotides long. Lineage: Eukaryota; Metazoa; Arthropoda; Insecta; Diptera; Tephritidae. The record is from RefSeq and is a predicted model, not a curated record.